AGUUGAAAACAAUAGUUUUUAUUAGAUGCUUUGCUUCCAGACUUGUACAGAAACUGUACUAACUGUUGUGUGAAGUGACUGGAUGGACAGUUGUCCGUCCUCUCCGUCAUAUCUAUCUAUCUAUCUAAGGCCUGAGAGUCUGAGACUGUAAAAAAGCAACCCCACUAGAUUAUAGAUAUCAAUUAGGCAGGAGAGGGAGAAACAGGAGUUUGCUGAGUAAAUUAAUGGUAAUGAAGAGGCCCAGUAAACUAUUUUGAGAAAUGAGGUUGGUUUGAACUUUGAAUGUCUUGGUCUGCAGGUUUUGGUCUUUCAUUGCUCCUGGGUUUUUAGUUGGGCUCAAGGGGUGAUUAAAAAAAAGGGAAGAUCGAGGGAGAUAUGGAAAGCAAAAAAACAUGGUCUUUCUCAUAUACACAGAUCCCUAUGGAAUGCAGAAGCAGCAUACCCAGUAUUACCCACUACCCAGCCAGCUUUGUUGGCUCAAACUAGUUCUUUUUGUUUAGUUUAAAGGGUCUCGUUUUGUUUUUCUUUAGUAGAUAAGAGCUUUUCAGAGAAAGAGAGAGGGGGAGCGGUAAGUGUAUAGAUUGAGGAGUUAGCUUAGGGUUGUUUAGCUUCAUGGAUAUAUUUCUUCCAUGAGUGCUCUACUGCUACAAAACAAAAAAGAAAAAAAAAAACCAGUUUUGAAACGGAGGGAAGCAAGAUAUCUUGGAAUGAUUAGUUUAUUUGUUUCCCAAUGAUUGAGUUGCCUUGCAGCUCGAGAUACUGCUAAGAAUCUCAAGUAGUGGGGGAGGGGGACGACACUGGAGAGAGAGAUAGGACGAUGAAGUCCAUGAAUAAUGAUAACAGCAACACCAAUAACUGGUUAGGUUUCUCUCUCUCACCCCACAUGAACAUCGAGGUUCGUCCAGAAUCCCAUCACCAUCAUCAUCAUCAUCAUCCUAAUCAUAGUCAAACACAGCCUCCGGCUGCGGCUGUUUCUACUGCUGUUCCAACAAGCUUCUUCUUACCUCCUCCUCCUCAGUUGAACUCCGGAAUCUGUUAUGGGGUUGACGGAGAAAAUGGUGGGUUCUAUUCUCACUUGCCCAUAAUGCCACUUAAGUCUGAUGGUUCUCUUUGUAUAAUGGAAGCUCUAACCAGGUCACAAACUGAAGGGAUGGUGCCAACUUCAUCCCCUAAGCUGGAAGACUUCUUAAGUGGUGCAUCAAUGGGAAACCAUCACUACGGAAGCAAUGAAAGAGAAGCCAUGGCUCUCAGCUUGGACAGCAUGUAUUACCAACAUAACACUGAACCAGACACCAACAGACACAACUUUCUUCAACAACCGUUUAGGCAGCAACAGCAGCAGAUUCAAGUUCAACAGCAUCCAUAUUUCUCUGGACUUACAGGCCAUGAGAUGUUCCAAGCACCACUGGAGGAGGAACCAGGCCUGAAGAGCUGGGUUACUAGGCACUAUUCAACCAGCCAGGCAUUGGAACGUAAAAUGACCACUGGUUGCAUUAGUGAAGAUGGAGCAGGGACUACGUCUGUUGGUCCUAUGGGAUAUGGGGAUUUGCAGCCUCUGAGCUUGUCCAUGAGCCCUGGUUCUCAGUCAAGCUGUGUGACAGCCCCACAGCAAAUUUCUCCAACUGUAACCGACUCUAUGGCCAUGGAAACAAAGAAGAGAGGGUCUGGAAAGGUAGGUCAGAAACAACCUGUUCAUCGGAAGUCCAUUGACACAUUUGGACAGAGAACCUCUCAGUAUAGAGGCGUUACAAGUGUCCUUAUCAGGCAUAGAUGGACCGGUAGAUAUGAAGCCCAUCUAUGGGAUAAUAGUAGCAAGAAGGAAGGGCAGACCAGGAAAGGGAGGCAAGUUUAUCUGGGGGGCUAUGAUAUGGAAGAGAAAGCUGCCAGAGCUUAUGAUCUAGCGGCUCUCAAGUAUUGGGGCCCUUCAACCCACAUCAAUUUCCAACUGGAAAAUUACCAGGGAGAACUCGAAGAAAUGAAGAACAUGAGCAGGCAAGAAUAUGUUGCUCACUUGAGAAGGAAAAGCAGUGGUUUCUCGAGAGGGGCUUCAAUGUACCGUGGAGUAACAAGACAUCAUCAGCAUGGGAGGUGGCAAGCUCGGAUUGGCAGGGUUGCAGGAAACAAAGACCUUUACCUUGGGACAUUCAGCACCCAAGAAGAAGCAGCUGAAGCAUAUGACGUCGCAGCAAUCAAGUUCCGAGGGGUGAAUGCUGUCACCAACUUUGAUAUAACGAGAUAUGACGUUGAAAGAAUCACAGCGAGCAAUACAUUGCUUGCGGGAGAACUUGCCAAGCGAAACAAAGAUACAGAAUCGAGCGAGUUUGUUGAUACCCCUUCUGCCUCAGUUCAGAACAGCAUUGCAGAAGCUGGGGUUUCCGAAGACAAAAGUAGGGGCUGCGCAGACUGGAAGAUGGUACACUAUCAACCCUCCGACCAACCAAUCACUUGCGUCGAACCACUCGAUGAGAAACCUAUGAAUUACAGAAACCCAUCUUUCUCAGGGGCCCUACAUGAUCUGAUUGGAAUUGAUCAUGGGGUAGAUGACUCGGGCAAGCAGGGUACCUAUCUGUCCAAUGCGUCUUCUCUGGUGACCAGCUUAUGCAGUUCCAGAGAAGGCAGCCCCGAUAGAAAUGGGCUUCCUAUGCUCUUUGCAAAAUCCACGGCGGCAUCAAAGCUCGUUCCUCCUAAUGCCACCAUGAAUGCUUGGAUUCCAUCUGCUGCCCAGCUGAGGCCUUCAAUCCCAAUGUCUCAUAUGCCUGUCUUUGCCGCCUGGUCAGAUGCUUAAGCUCUCUCUUGUUUGUUAAAAAAGCUCUGUGAAGUUUCGGCGGAAGUGGGAAAGAAAAAGAAAGAAAAAAAAAAAGAAAAAAGCAGAGCAACAAAGAGAACGUGUGUGUGUGUGAGAGAGAGAGGAUUACCAUGUGUAAGCUGUGAGUGGAUGGAAAUUGGGAUUAAAAGAAGGUCGAGGUGGGACCAGUAAUCUGUCUUAAAAAAAGCUUGAAAACUGAAAAUUUCUUGGGCGGCCCCUUUAGCCCAUGUUGGGAUGAAAGAUUUCCCAGAAUUGGUUGAAGCCAGCCAGUAAUGAUUGUAUUCUGUGGAAUGAUUUCGUUAAUAUGGUGGUGGAGGGUGACCCAUCUAUGUUCAAUUCUGUUCUUUUUUUUUCUACAAAGUUAGCAGACAUUCCAUCUCAUUAUGCAAAAAGGUGUUUCAUAGAUUCUCCGUAAUGAAGACUUUAUUUGGUUGAGUUUGAACUUUAAA
Messenger RNA from Macadamia integrifolia, 3255 nucleotides. RefSeq names its product AP2-like ethylene-responsive transcription factor ANT. Gene Ontology annotation, molecular function: DNA-binding transcription factor activity; DNA binding. The record is from RefSeq and is a predicted model, not a curated record. The transcript is spliced from 9 exons. Gene Ontology annotation, biological process: regulation of DNA-templated transcription. Lineage: Eukaryota; Viridiplantae; Streptophyta; Magnoliopsida; Proteales; Proteaceae. The coding region runs from base 818 to 2785 and encodes 655 amino acids.